CACGGAAUGUUGCAGAAAUAAAUAUGAUAAAGUCGACCAACUUUCUACGCAUACUGCAAAUUUGAAAGAAUCGUCGAAAGGGAUACCUACAUAUGCAAAAUGUUUAAACGUCUACUAGUAGCUAUUAUACUUAGUAGUUGUUUAACUGAGUCAUGCGGAAAGUCUGUUUCUUUAACAGUGAAUAUGAAGGUUGCAGUAGUAGCAGACUUCAAUACAACAAAACUUAAAGAAUAUACAUACAUUAAAAAUAACGAUUUUAAACCGAGAGAUUGUUCAGACCUUAACAAAAGUCAGCAUAAAAGUGGCGUAUAUAAAAUAUCUCCAGAUAAUGGUUCCUCUUUUGAUGUUUACUGUGACAUGGAUAUAGAUGAUGGUCGAUGGACGGUGUUCCAGCGAAGACAGGACGGUAAAGUUGACUUUUACCGUGGUUGGAAAGAUUAUGAAGACGGAUUUGGAAACAAUAAAGAAGAAUUUUGGUUAGGAAACAAGAAGCUACACAUACUUACUGCAAGUGGAAACUUUACUUUGAGGGUUGAUUUAAGUGAUUUCUCUGGAAACAAAGCUUAUGCUUAAUACAAAACAUUUUCCUUUGAUGGCGCGUCAAAUAAGUUUAAGCUGACAAUCAGUGGAUACAGUGGAACUGCAGGUAACAGUAUGAAAAUUCUGAAUGGCAUGCCAUUUGUUACCAAGGAUAAGGAUCUACAUCAGUGUGCUGCACGUCUACAGGGAGCUUGGUGGGUAGACAAUUGUACAUAUUCUAGCCUGAAUAGCAAGUAUCAAGGGAAGGAUU
Messenger RNA from Mytilus californianus (California mussel), 790 nucleotides. RefSeq names its product fibrinogen-like protein A. Bases 100 to 573 code for a protein of 157 amino acids. Lineage: Eukaryota; Metazoa; Mollusca; Bivalvia; Mytilida; Mytilidae. The transcript has 6 exons. The record is from RefSeq and is a predicted model, not a curated record.